AUGAAACUUGCGAACUCGGUACUCGUGAUCGCUGUACUCGUAAGCAACAGCCGGCUGCAGACUGAUGACGUGACCAGUGACGUGUACGACAAACAGCUUCAGGCUGAUGACGCGGCCAGUGACGUGUACACCAAACAGCUUCAGGCUGAUGACGCGGCCAGUGACGUGCACAGAAAGCCGUUUUGGUGUGCAGAGAGAGACGGGGAUAACGUUACGGAUCACACAGAAUGCUGGCGAGGCAGAACGUCGCCCCACCUGGGACACCAGACACCUUCAAACGUAACCUUAACUAGGUUAUCUCAUUUUCCUCUGAGGAAAAAUGCGCUGGACUCCAGUCGGAGAAGUGUUCGUGUUUCCGCGGACGGUACGGCUGGAGUCGCCCGGCUGAGACGGGCGGAUUCCAGGGGAGCGUAUGGGCCCGGGCCGGAUGGUGAGGAGUUGUCUGGGCGGACAGAUUUGGAGUGGUUCGAGCGGCUGGACUUGGCGACAAGAAGUGUUGGUGUUUCCGCGGACGGCAGGGACGAACUGGUCCGACCGAGGCGGGCUGACUCUGGAACCUCUGCGGCAGAUGUACAGGACUGGUCCAAGCAGUUUGAGGCUGAGGGGGAAAUUGUGCGGUUGAGACGCGCGGAGGGACAGUCCGGGCCGGUUAUAGAGGACUGGUCCAAGCAGCUUGAGGCUGAGGAGAUUAUCCGCGUAGUGAGUUGCCAGGUGGACAUGUUGUGCAGCCCGGUGAACAGUAAGACGUGCCGGUGCCCGCCGGGGCAGGCCGGGUGCGUCGUGCCGCGCGCUCGCGUCUCGCAGAUCUCCAGGACUCGCUCAGGCGCGCUGAACAUGUUCUGCGUCGGCGUGUCGCUCAGCCACGAGGAGGCCGGCGCGACGCCGCAAACCAGCUGCAAGUACUUCAGCACAGACAACGCCAAGUACCGCGUCUUCGCCAACAAGGUGCCGGAAACAGGCAGCAACGCGGCAGGCAAACCCAGGAUCAGAUACAGGGCCUGUCUGAAACCCAUGUCUUAGCGGCAAACCCAGGAUCAGAUGCAGGGCCUGUCUCAAACCCAUGUCUUAGACUAACAAGGACAGAAUAUAUGUUCUUACAAACCCAUGUCUUAGACU
Messenger RNA from Branchiostoma belcheri (Belcher's lancelet), 1116 nucleotides. RefSeq lists its product as uncharacterized. Lineage: Eukaryota; Metazoa; Chordata; Leptocardii; Amphioxiformes; Branchiostomatidae. The transcript is spliced from 2 exons. The record is from RefSeq and is a predicted model, not a curated record. Bases 1 to 1020 code for a protein of 339 amino acids.